This is a messenger RNA of Notodromas monacha, 1788 nucleotides long. The record is from the annotation of a GenBank genome assembly. Lineage: Eukaryota; Metazoa; Arthropoda; Ostracoda; Podocopida; Cyprididae.
AUGGCCGGUGAUUUCGAAGGGGAUUACUACGCACAAGUCAGUGACGAAAGUCGCGCAGAAGGGCUGAAGUGGAAGGAGAGGAUCCUGGAUUCAAUGCGUCGUAUUGAGGCGUGUCAUCAGAUUGAUGCUGAGACUUUACAAGGCAAGUGUGUUCUGUGUUUCUUGAAAAUUUCGUUACCGAUAAUCGCUGCCAUUUCUCUGGAAGACUUUCACCGCGGGGUUUACUCCGGAAUAGCGGGUCUUGCCUACAUGUACCUAAAAGCCGCCAAGUCGGAGACCCUGUGCUGCAAAGACGAUCGCCAAGUCGCCAAAUUCCUGGAGAAAGGUCUCGAGUUCCUCACACCCCCGCUCGUCUACUUCUACGACUACCCGAUGAAACACCGGUGCCAGGACGACAUCGUCGCGUUUAUCCCGGGUGCAAUGAGUGUCCAUGUUCUCCACGUCGCGGUGCUCAAGAACCUCAAGCAGAGACUCGCUUUGCGAGACGCGUUAUGUCCCGUGAAGAACGCCUGGCUCGGGUUGUGUGUUCCGGACUUUUUGCCCUGCGGCUCGGACGGGUACUUUUGCGGACGGGCCGGGUAUUUGAGUGCGCUCCGUUGGUUGGAGUUUGAAUUGGGCACGAAUCCGUUGGAGUGGGGAAAGUUGAGUGUGGUGUUGACGUUGCUUUUGGAACGGGGUCGCGACUACGCGGUGAGGACGAGGAGUCCUUCGCCCCUGAUGUAUUGCUACGAUCGCGUGGAAUAUCUCGGCCCUUGUCACGGACUCUCAACAAUACUCAUGACAUUUUUGAUGUAUCCUGAUUGGUUAAGAUCAACUGCAUAUGCGGAAAGAGACGUGAAGCAAUCGGUUGACUACAUCCUGUCUCUGCAAUCUGCAAAUGGGAACUUCCCCAGCAGUGCUAAUUUACCUGGGACUGGUUGUCUUCGGACAAAUGAUCCCGAAACUCUGCGCUGGUGCCAGGGUGCCCCGGGUAUGGUGCAUCUCAUGGCUGCAGCAUUCCGGCUUUGGGGAGACGCCGAGUAUUUGGAGAGUUGUCGGAAAUGCGCGGAUGUGACUUGGGAGCUGGGCUUGACCGAGAAAGGCCCUGGUUUGUGUCACGGCAUUGCUGGGAAUGGGUACGUGUUCCUGGUUCUCUACCGACUGACGGGGGAGAAGAAUUAUCUGAGAAAAGCCGCGGCAUUUGCGGAAUUCUUGUACACGGAAGAAAUUGCGAAAGCCGCAGAGUCGACGUCUCAGCUGGGAUUAUUCGAAGGACUUGCCGGCGCUGUGUGUUUCCUAAUUGAUUUCAUCGAGCCGGAUACGGCGGAAUUUCCGUUUUUCACCGUUUUCAGUUCGUCUGCUGGGAAUCAACUAUCCGGAAAAGCUGAGCCACUCGCCUGAUGCAAGUGACCGAUUGGGUGAUGCAUUUUCGGACGAUCUGUGGAAUUUGAAUUUUUCGUUUGCGUCGCAUUUUGUGCGGAAUUUGAUGAUCAUUCCACUAAGAAAUGACCCCGUGUGUUGAAUUCCGACGCUCCUGUCCUAUGAAUUCUUCUAUCAUUCUGGUCAGUCUUCUUGCGUAGAUUUUAAUUUCUAUCAAAAUUAUUUUGUUUAUGAAGUUUUUCUAGGUCGUUUGCGACAGUGAACGGAUUCCAUCUUGCGAUACUUAGACAUUUUUCAUCUAAUACAGGUUCAGUUGCAAAAAAUGAAUAUUCUUGGUGAUGCUUGAAUUCUGACAUUCGCCGAUUUCUCUUGCCGAUUAUUGAUGAAAUAUAACAUGAGUGCGUCAACUGUGUUAUCGAAAACAGAACA